Drepanopeziza brunnea f. sp. 'multigermtubi' MB_m1 is the source of this 3429-nucleotide messenger RNA. RefSeq lists its product as uncharacterized. Lineage: Eukaryota; Fungi; Ascomycota; Leotiomycetes; Helotiales; Drepanopezizaceae. The record is from RefSeq and is a predicted model, not a curated record. Gene Ontology annotation, cellular component: cell periphery; cell septum. Gene Ontology annotation, molecular function: chitin synthase activity.
AUGGAUCACAGCGCCCCCGGGCAUCCGCCCAUGUACUCGGAAGCUCCGUCCUACAGCGAAGCUACAUAUGAAGAGGUGCCUAGCUAUGGUGACGAGCACAUUUCCACCCCCACGGGCCAGCCUAGUAGCUCGUCGCACAUCCGCUUGUUGACAUCCGUCGAUGAGCUGGAGCCGGAGGGACGUCCGUAUGUAUCACCCUCUCAGAGUCAGAGCCAAGUUCCUGCCCCUCUCAAGGUCAAGCUGCAGAGGAAGCAGAAAGAGCCUGUGCUGGUCACGUCGGCACUCCGGCAUCUUGCUACUCCAGGGCGUCUGUCGACGCCAGCGCACCUCACGGCUCUCAAGGAAGAAGAGGAAGCCAUCUCCGCAAGCAAGCGCAAGGCUCUGCAGACGGAGACCAUGGACCCGCAUCUUCUGCCCCCCGUGCCGGCCGGCCCCUCGCGUAGGAGAUCGCUGAGGCACCCCAUCAAGUCCCCUUUGUCGCAGCUCGAGAACGAGCUCAUGCUUCAACGAGACGCCAGCUUACACAAGAAUUCAUAUAGGCACUACACGCCGCAGCGCAGGUCCUACCAGCCGUCCGUCGACUCCGACCGCGCCCCGAGCAUCAUCGACACGGCGCCGACCAUGCCGCCGCCCGGCUCCUCAUACAUGCCCUACCUGCCGAGCGGGAGGACGAGUCCGACGAGGAGCUGGAGUCCGAGUAGAAGCAGCGCAGACUACGCGAGGCCGCCGCCGCCGAACUGCAAUUUCGAGCCGAGUGAGUUGAACGGGAGCUCGAGACCAGGAACGCCCAGUAGUCGGUAUGGAGGCAGUCCAAGAAGACCGCUACCACCUGCGCCGCUCUUCUCCGGCCCCGGGGCCGGGGCAAGGAACUCGGCCUUUACGGAUGAUGCGACCAUCUUGAUCCCAUUGGAGAACGAUAUCGGAGAUGGUGAUGAUGUGUUCGGGCCGCCUAGUCCUACCAAGAGAAGGUCGGGAUUGGGGAGGCGGGAUUCGUACAUGACGACCGAUACGCUGCACAACGACGGUGAGGGGGAGGGGGACGGGGAAGGGGGAGGGGAGGACCAGGACUACGAGCACUACGGCCCGGCGCCGGAUGGGAAACAGGAGCGUCGAGGCGCGAGGCAGGCACAGAUGGCGAAGAAAGAGGUGAAGCUCAUUAACGGCGAGCUGAUCCUCGAGUGUAAGAUCCCGACGAUCCUGUACAGUUUCCUACCGCGAAGAGACGAGGUCGAGUUCACGCAUAUGCGCUACACGGCCGUCACCUGCGACCCUGACGAUUUCGUGUCGAAGGGGUAUCAGCUGCGCCAGAACAUCGGGUCGACGGCCAGGGAGACGGAGCUGUUCAUCUGCGUCACCAUGUACAACGAGAACGAGAUCGACUUUACGCGGACCAUGCACGCGGUGAUGAAGAACGUGUCGCACUUCUGCUCGCGCUCGAAAUCUCGCACCUGGGGCGAGAACGGGUGGCAGAAGAUCGUCGUCUGUGUGAUUGCCGACGGGCGACAGAAGGUCAAUCCGAGGACGCUGGACGCGCUGGCGGCGAUGGGCGUGUACCAGGAUGGCAUUGCGAAGAACUUGGUCAAUCAGAAGGAGGUCCAGGCUCAUCUCUACGAGUAUACGACGCAGGUGUCGCUCGACUCGGAUCUGAAGUUCAAGGGGGCGGAGAAGGGCAUCGUGCCUGUGCAGAUGGUGUUUUGCAUGAAGGAGAAGAAUGCGAAGAAGCUGAAUUCGCACCGCUGGUUCUUCAAUGCUUUUGGCCGCGCCCUGACGCCGAACAUCUGUAUCCUGCUGGACGUCGGCACGAAACCGGGGGGCAACUCGCUGUACCAUCUUUGGAAGGCAUUCGACACGGACUCCAACGUCGCAGGCGCCUGUGGAGAGAUCAAAGCCAUGAAGGGGAAGUACGGCACGGGCCUGCUCAACCCUCUGGUCGCCUCGCAGAACUUCGAGUACAAGCUUUCGAAUAUCCUCGACAAGCCGCUCGAGUCGGUGUUCGGAUAUAUCACCGUGUUGCCGGGAGCGUUGAGUGCCUACCGGUACCAUGCGCUGCAGAAUGACCAUACGGGCCAUGGACCGCUGAGUCAGUACUUCAAAGGAGAGACGCUGCAUGGACAGAACGCGGACGUGUUUACGGCGAACAUGUACUUGGCCGAGGAUCGAAUCCUGUGUUGGGAGCUGGUGGCGAAGAGGGAUGAGAGAUGGGUCUUGAAGUAUGUGAAGAGCUGUACGGGGGAGACGGACGUGCCUGACGCUGUCCCCGAAUUCAUCUCCCAGCGCAGAAGAUGGCUCAACGGCGCGUUCUUUGCCGCCGUCUACUCCCUCGUCCAUUUCCGCCAGAUCUGGAAUACAGACCACACCGUGGGCCGGAAAAUCCUCCUCCACAUCGAGUUCGUCUACCAGUUCAUCCAGCUGAUCUUCACCUACUUCUCCCUCGCCAACUUCUACCUGACCUUCUACUUCGUCGCCGGCUCCCUCUCGGACCCGACCAUCGAUCCCUUCGGCCGCAACGUGGGGAAGGUCAUCUUUGUCAUCCUGCGCUACACAUGUAUCCUCCUCAUCGCAACUCAGUUCAUCCUGAGUAUGGGCAACCGGCCUCAGGGUGCCAAGAAGCUCUACCUCUACAGCAUGAUCCUCUACGGCAUCAUCAUGAUCUACACCAUCUUCGCCUCGUUCUGGAUCAUCAUCAAGCAGUUCCAGGAUUCCGCUUUCACGAUUGGGAGCAACGCCUUCACGACGCUCUUCGUCUCGCUCGCCUCCACCAUCGGCCUCUACUUCCUGAUGUCCUUCCUCUACCUCGACCCCUGGCACAUGUUCACGUCCUCGGUUCAGUACUUCGUCCUCCUCCCGUCGUACAUCUGCACGCUGCAGGUCUACGCCUUCUGCAACACGCACGACAUCUCCUGGGGCACCAAGGGCGACAACGUGAUCCACACGGACCUCGGGGCCGCGACGGGCCACGGCAAAUCGGCCACGGUGGAGCUCGAGAUGCCGUCGGAGCAGCUCGACAUCGACUCGGGCUACGACGAGGCGCUGCGCAACCUGCGCGACCGGCUCGAGGUGCCCGUGGUGCCCGUGUCGGAGGCGCAGCAGCAGGAGGACUACUACAAGUCGGUGCGCACCUACAUGGUGGUGUGCUGGCUCGUCUCGAACGCCAUCCUCGCCAUGGCCGUCAGCGAGACGUACGGGACGGGCCACGUCGGCGACAACGCCUACCUCAAGAUCGUGCUGUGGUCGGUGGCGAGCUUGGCGCUCUUCCGCGCGCUGGGCAGCGGCGCCUUCGGCGUCAUCAACUGCGUCGAGGCGUGCGUCGAGGGCCGGGUCAAGUUCAGCAUGAAGGCGCCCAAGUGGAUGGGCGGCUUCGGGGAGAAGGUCGGCGAGAAGUGGAGGGAUGGCGUGAGUAGCAUCGGGAGCCGGACGUCGAAGUCUUGA